CUCCUCUGCUCCCGCCCCCCCGCUCGGUCUUCUCGGCACAAACUUUCCGCCCCGAUCGCUCCCUCCUCCGCGCCCGGCGCCUCCCGCUCCAGCCCGGCUCAUUCCGCACAUUCCUGCCAGCCCCCUCCCCACGGCCCCCCACUCUCCCCUUCCCCAUCUGGCUUACCCCCAGCCCCCCCGCCCUUCGAAACCUGUUGGCCCGCCGGAGCGGGGCCCGCGGCCGGAGCCCCCCUCCCCAGAGCCCGGACCAGGUCCUCGCGUGCCCAGCGGGCUCAAGGCCAGAGCCCAGAGCAACCAGCACAAUAGCGUCCAACAGCUGGAACGCCAGCAACAGCCCUGGAGAGGGCCGGGAUGAUGGGCCCGAGGGGCUGGACAAAGGGCUGGACAAUGAUGCGGAGGGAGUGUGGAGCCCCGACAUUGAGCAGAGUUUCCAGGAGGCCCUUGCCAUCUAUCCUCCCUGUGGUCGGCGUAAAAUCAUCCUUUCAGAUGAAGGAAAGAUGUAUGGUCGCAAUGAGUUGAUAGCACGAUAUAUCAAGCUAAGGACAGGAAAGACUCGGACAAGGAAACAGGUCUCUAGCCACUUGCAGGUUCUAGCCAGGCGGAAAUCGAGGGAGAUUCAGUCCAAGCUGAAGGCCAUGAAUCUGGACCAAGUCUCCAAGGAUAAAGCCCUGCAGAGUAUGGCUUCUAUGUCCUCAGCUCAGAUUGUCUCAGCCAGUGUCUUGCAGAAUAAACUCAGCCCGCCUCCCCCACUCCCUCAGGCAGUUUUCUCUGCCGCUGCUUCACGGUUCUGGAGUGGACCCCCUCUCCCGGGACAGCAGCCGGGACCCUCUCAGGACAUCAAACCCUUCGCGCAACCAGCCUACCCCAUCCAGCCACCCUUGCCACCCACACUCACUAGUUAUGAGCCCUUGGCCCCACUCCCACCAGCCGCCUCCACCGUGCCUGUGUGGCAGGACCGCACCAUCGCCUCCACUCGACUUCGGCUCCUAGAAUAUUCAGCUUUCAUGGAAGUGCAGCGAGAUCCAGACACGUAUAGCAAGCAUUUGUUCGUGCACAUUGGCCAGACCAAUCCUGCCUUCUCGGAUCCUCCUCUGGAAGCGGUGGAUGUUCGUCAGAUCUAUGAUAAGUUCCCUGAGAAAAAGGGUGGGCUGAAGGACCUCUAUGAAAAGGGACCACCUAAUGCCUUCUUCCUUGUCAAGUUCUGGGCGGACCUGAACAGCACCAUCCAGGAUGGACCUGGGGCCUUCUACGGGGUCAGCUCCCAGUACAGCUCCGCUGACAGCAUGACCAUCAGCGUCUCCACCAAGGUCUGCUCAUUCGGCAAGCAGGUUGUAGAGAAAGUGGAGACGGAGUAUGCUCGGCUGGAGAACGGCCGAUUUGUGUACCGCAUCCAUCGCUCCCCCAUGUGUGAAUACAUGAUCAACUUUAUCCACAAGCUGAAACACCUACCUGAGAAGUAUAUGAUGAACAGCGUCUUGGAAAACUUCACUAUCCUGCAGGUAGUGACGAGUCGAGACUCCCAGGAGACACUGCUGGUUAUUGCCUUUGUCUUUGAAGUCUCCACCAGCGAACACGGGGCCCAGCAUCAUGUCUAUAAGCUGAUCAAGGACUAGGGUCUCCUUUCUUGAUUCAACUACCACCUGCCCGCCCAGGGCCCGGGCCCAAGAUGUGUCUUCCCUCCUCAUCCCUACCUCCUGACCUGGGGGCCUUGGUCUAGGACAUGCCCCUUAACCUUGUACCCGCCUGCUGACCCAGGUCCCAGGCCCAGGACAAGUCCCAUCCCUAUAUACACUCCACUCUACUGUGGUCUAUGCUUUAAUUGUUGAAGAAGACAGACUAGCCUCAGGCAGUGGGGCAGCCAGCCCCCUUUCACACCAAAACUGUCCUUUUCCUUUCCCACCUUCCUCUCUUCACCAUUCUCCAGUUCAAGUGGGGCUGUGGCUGACCUAGAUUUGGGGCAAUGGGGGCCUCUCUAGAAUGGAAAGAGAACCAAAAAAAUUCCUUUAAGUUCUCUUGAGAAGCAGGCUCUGGUCCAAGGGAGUGGGCUAGGACAGACUCAGUUAAGAUCAAAAAAGAAUUAAGAGAUGGCUCCCAGAAAGUGAGAUACCUUCCCACGCCCAUCCCCAAGAGAAGGGGUAUGAUGGAAAGACCACAGCCCUAGAGGCAGUCAGCUGAAGUGGGGAAGGAAUGGGCUUAGGAAGUAGAUAACAUUAGACUAAGAAUGAAACUGGGAAAGAGGGGUGAGUGAAAAGACAGAAAGUGGAAGAGGAAAUGGCUGAGAGUGGAGUGAGGAAGCAGAGACCUAAGAGUAGAGAGUGGGAAUCUUGAGGGGGCGGGGAAUAAAAGGGGGAGGGAUUGAUCAGAGUAGGGGCAGUCACCAGGAAGGUCAGCAGUCUGUGGUAUCACUGCAUUCCCAAAGCCAGUUCUAGCCGAUGCCAGUAAGAGUGGAGAUGGGGUCACUGUGUAGCUGGUUACCAGCAUGGGGCACGGAGUUGCUCCAAUACGUGAUGCCCUGAGGUUCCAGGAGAUGGGCGAGGGUUUGCGUAUGGUUUGAUGUGGAUCUCUGGAACCACACAAAGAACCAAGACUCAACUGUUAAGGCAAGUUUUGUGAACCUAAGGAAGUUGGAGGUGGGAAUAAUCAAUCAUAGUUAGUUAAUCCUGGGUGAGUGGGCUGAGAGUCCUCCACCCACAGUAGUAAGGGGUCCUUGAGACCAGAGCCUGAACCCCUCUAAUUUGGGACAUGGAAGAGAAGAGGGUCAACGUCCAUUCCAAAUGUUUGGAGCAAAAAUAGAGAUCAUUAACUGUGCCACCUUCCAGAAGGAUCUAGAAGCCCUAAUUCUGGAUGUCUUUCCCCUUCCCUAAGGUGGUCAUGGGAGGACCAGCCCUAGCCUCAACUUUCACAACCACAACUCCCCCCAGAUCCCACUUCCCAAAUAUAUACAGCCUCCUUCCCCACAAAAUACCUCACAAAAACACGCCGCACAUACACAUUUCCUACAGUGGCCAUACCUUUCUAAAGGUGCUCCCAGAUCUGGCCUAAAGAGCCCCCCAGCAACCUAGCUCUUCUUGCUACCAUCUGCCUUGAAUGUAGCCUGUUGGUGUUUCCACCACACCUCUUCUCCCAGGAAUUUUACCUAAUUCUCUCUCUGGUGCUGGCAGGAGGAACCAACUCCCAAUACUAUUCCCUUCUUACUCCUACCAAACUUGAAAAUCAAUUUAACAGCCCUUAAUUAAGUGCCUACUCUAGAGGAAAAAAAA
Messenger RNA from Sarcophilus harrisii (Tasmanian devil), 3260 nucleotides. It is a transcript of the gene TEAD3, whose product is annotated as TEA domain transcription factor 3. Gene Ontology annotation, molecular function: DNA-binding transcription factor activity, RNA polymerase II-specific; RNA polymerase II cis-regulatory region sequence-specific DNA binding. Bases 498 to 1613 code for a protein of 371 amino acids. The transcript has 13 exons. NCBI's taxonomy places the organism in Eukaryota, Metazoa, Chordata, Mammalia, Dasyuromorphia, Dasyuridae. Gene Ontology annotation, cellular component: transcription regulator complex. Gene Ontology annotation, biological process: embryonic organ development; positive regulation of transcription by RNA polymerase II; hippo signaling. The record is from RefSeq and is a predicted model, not a curated record.